Fusarium sp. VM40 is the source of this 2340-nucleotide messenger RNA. Lineage: Eukaryota; Fungi; Ascomycota; Sordariomycetes; Hypocreales; Nectriaceae. The record is from the annotation of a GenBank genome assembly.
AUGAGAAUGGGUCUGUGGCUGCAGACGCCGAAACUCCUUCGUGCCAAGGAUGUCGAAGGCGGAAGCUCCGCUGUUCGAGGGAUAAGCCCGUAUGCAAUCAUUGUGAGAGGUUGGAAUAAGCCUGGUAUCAAGACUGGCGUUAUAGAGGGCUUAAAUCGUCGCGUUGAGGCUCUUGAGAGCACGGUUUACAACAAUGUUCAGCCCCAAGACCCAGGGUCAUCAUCCGAGUCUUCACAAAUCAUCUCAGCAUUCUCAGGCCUCAUCCAGGAGUUGCGAGGUUUAGUUUCCAGUACUGCACGUACAUUGCCACAGCAAGUGGCACAGUCAACACCAUCUCAAGCUCAACACACACCAGGUGCUGUAUCUCUCUCUUCUCCCAACGAUGUUCAACAACAACCACGAAAGAGAAGGAGGGUAGACAGUUGCGGCAACCCAAACAUCGAGCUUGCGAGUCAACUUGGUGAGCUUGGAAGCACAUCCAGCCAACUUCCCCCUCCAGAGCUGCUCGAGGAGGCCAUCAACGCCUACUUCAUCGUGGUUCAGCCGUGGAUACCCAUUCUGCACGAGACUCGCUUCAGAAGUCGCUUUUACAACCACGAACAACUGCCUUGUUUAACCGUGCUUCUGCACGCGAUCGUGGUUGCAGCUAUACGCUUUGUGGAGCCUUCCGGUCAGAAGCUCUCCGAAAAGGACAUUGAGACAUGGACAUCAAGAUCGAGAAGUAUAGUACUGCUAUCAGCCAUGGAUGGCAUGAGCGUCGAAAAUUUGCAGGGACUAAGUAUCAUAGCCUUCACAGACAUGGGCAAUGGAGACAUGUCACGAGCUUGGCCCAUCAUAGGCUCACUUACAAGAACUGUUGAGUAUCUCCAGCUAAGUGUUGAGAUGGAUGAUCGGCAACAAGGACCGCUCCUUAAACCUCUGACAUCGUUGCCGCCAUCCAAGAACUGGACGCAAGAUGAGGAGCGAAGAAGAGUGUUUUGGAGUAUCUUCAACCUCGAUAGACUUUGCUCCGUUAUGACUGGAUGGAACACCAGCCUAACGUCAGACGACGUUCGCAGAAGACUUCCCGCCGAUGGAGGUCUCUGGCAUAAAGAAGAAACAGUCCUUACUCCCUACUUCGGCAUCUGGGAUCGAUCGGCCGCCAAGAUGGGAAACUCAAUCGUCUUCCUCCCAGCGCACUAUCCCAGCCCCGAACAAGCGACCGAGCCACCCCCUGAGACCCCUUCCACCAAUACAACAGCACCAAAGGGGAAUGAUACAGUCGAUAUGACAACUGUGGGGGCGUUCGCUUAUUGUAUUGAAGCGACUGAGUCUUUGAGUCGGGUGACUACUUACUUUCUUCAGCAGAGGAUUAACUUCAGAGAUCGGCAGGAGGUUGGGAAUUGGCUGACUAGGUUUAAGGAACUAGAUUUACGCCUGGUUCACUGGAAAAUGUUCCUUCCUCAGAAAUGGAAGGACUCCAACAUUUCGCGAAGACCAACUAUCAUCAACAUGGACCCGAAUCUUACACUAGCCCACAUCACGCAUAAUACCUCCAUGAUUCUACUACAUCAACAGAUAGCCUAUCCAGCACCCCAAUGGACGGGCAUAGUUCGUAUGCCAAGCGCGCACAGCGCAGAGACUUGUCAAAUCGCAGCAGCAGAGACAGCAACAAUUACCCAUAAGUAUCUCAAACAUGCGCCAGAGAACAGUCCGGUGAAUAGUCAAUUUGCUUUCUGCGUAUUUCUUAGCGCUCGAGCUUUGUUGGUGCAUUGGAGAUACUACAAGACUGAAUUAGCUCCUGAUUUUUGGGUCUUGGUUGACAGUCUGGAUGCUUUCGCCAAACGAUGGGCUGGACAUUUUUCCAAGGCGAAAGUCCAGACAUGUCUGGCUGGAAAGUAUAGCGCUCAGCUUCGUGCUCUCCAUGAAAGGUGUGAGGCGAAUCCGGAUUAUUCCCCUGAUGUCGUUGGAUAUUCGACAGAUGGUUUCAUCCCUACGAACUCCGAACAAAGUCCUCGCGACCAAGACUCCAGCCUACAGGCAGUGCGUCACAAUGAGUCAGCGACAGACCUUUUACACGCUUCCUUCGAAACAGGAUCACAAAACCACCAGUUUCCUCUCGAUCAGGUACAGACUCACCUGCCCAGUCAUCAACUCAACUUCCUACCACAGAUAUCUCCUACGAAUCAGGGCCUAGAGCACAAUUCUCCUGACGAGCUGUCGGCUAUUUCAACGGUUCUCAUGGAUCAGGACUUUAUGCAGAUGGAUCGAGUUAUUAGUUUUGACGAUAUGAUGUUUACAGCUCAAACCAUCGAUGAUCAAGGAGGGCCUUUCUCAAUGAACAAUUGGACGUUAGGUUAA